UUCUUCUCUGUUCUCUUCCAAUCCGAGAUGCAUCAGGACUACCAGCUUCUUCCUGCAACUUCAUCUCUUCAAUCCCGUCACCUUGGGUCAGUGGUGCUUUAAUUUCCUUCAAGCCGGUAGCUCUCAAGCCCAAAACCCGAGACUAAGAAGCUCAAUUACACUGGUCGUGUGCUCCGAAGCAAGCCAAGGCUUCCUCCGAAUUCUCAUCCGCUGCCGGGGCUGAGAAGGGAAUAAGAUCGAGGACCUUUACUCUAUCUAGCUCGUGGAUCUGAGAAGAGAAACACCCCCGCCGGUUCUCAAAUUUUAUCCUUUACGACUGGAAGAAAGGGUUUCAAGCAUGGAGCAGUACGAGGUAAUAAAACAGAUUGGGCGCGGGACAUACAGCACCGCUACUCUUGUGAGGCACAGGCUCGAAAACAAAGAGUAUGUACUAAAAGAGACCGAAAUCGAGGAUGACGAUGAAGAUGAAUUUCUAUACGAACAUUCUCGUCUAGAGAUGGAGCUGCUUUCUAGGAUACGACAUCCAUUCAUUGUAGAGUACAAAGAUUCAUGGGUUGAAAAGGAUGGCAAGGCAUGCCUAAUCUUAGGUUAUUGUGACGGAGGAAAUAUGGACGAGGCCGUAAAGAACGCCAAUGGUGUGCUUUUCUCCGAAGAGCCGGAUCUUGAUGACGUGAUUAUCGAAACCAAAGGCCCAGUGCGUCCACUUCCAACUGAAUAUUCAGAUGCUCUUCGAAAUCUUGUGGGAAGCAUGUUGCAGAAGGACCCAGAAAUGCGGCCGACGGCAGGGGAGCUGCUCAGGGAUCCACUUCUUCAGCCUUACAUCCACGAGAUACAAGUCAAUAGCCUCAAAGGAGGUUACCCGAAAUUAUUGUUACCUGCACGGCAGGUCAACAUGUUAGAGGUGAGUAUGGUAGAUGAAGAGGAGGAUGGAUGCAAGUCCGCUGACAACAGGAGCUGUCACAUUACGAGUUCAGUCAAGCCGUCCGUCCUCAUGGAUUUAUGGCGAGACAUCCUUUCCAGCAUGCUGAACCACGCACUGGGGGACCCCGUUCUGUUGGAUGCAUUGCAAGUCAUCCUUGUCCGCAUGUUGAGGCAGGUAAAGGAUGACCUCAUCCAGAGGGAUGGAUUGCAAUUGCAGUACAUUUUUUUCGAAAUGUUGAAACAUGCAAUAGAGGAUGGUUGCAUGGACACAUUGCUAGGCGAUUCGGGUGAGGACUCCUUACUCAAGCUGUCAGGACUCAUGGAUGCACCGCUGGACAUCAUGCCUAAGGUGGCUGUAGUAGAUGUAGAACAUGAGGAUGGAAGCAACUUCUCUGAUGAAAUUGGACACCCUUGUUUGGCAUGA
Molecule: messenger RNA, 1345 nt
Organism: Linum tenue
Lineage: Eukaryota; Viridiplantae; Streptophyta; Magnoliopsida; Malpighiales; Linaceae
Source: the annotation of a GenBank genome assembly